AUGAAUUUCAAACUCUCCCGUAUCCAGCGGCUUAGUGCUGUAAUUGGGAUAUCAACAUCCUUCUUUAUAGCGGAAAUAGCUGUCGGUUUCAAGACUGGCUCUCUAGCUCUUGUUGCAGAUGCCUUCCAUUAUCUGAGCGAUAUUAUUGGGUUCCUUGUUGCGCUCGUCGCUGCCAUUGUGGAGCAAAGGCCCUCGCCACCUCAAGCACUCACAUUCGGAUGGCAACGGUCGCAACUUGUGGGCGCGUUUUUUAAUGGAGUCCUACUGUUCGGACUUGGAAUUAGUAUUUUCUUACAGUCUCUUGAACGUUUUAUCACGUUGGAGCACGUCCAACAACCAAAGCUCGUUAUGAUUGUUGGCUGCGUAGGCUUUGGCCUCAACAUUUUCAGUGUUCUAUUCUUACAUGGCAAUUCGGAGUCCGAUGCUUUAGUCAAUGAGAAGCAUAUCCUCCAUAAACAUUACCUAAAUUCUUCCACCACCAAGCCUAAAAAGAGGAAUUUCGACUUGGCCCUGAUGGGUGUCUUUAUCCACAUCAUGGGCGACUGCGCGAACAACCUGGGAGUCAUCAUCGCAGGUCUUGUUAUUUGGCUCGCUGAUUACAGGGCAAGGUAUUACGCGGACCCCGCUGUGAGUAUGGCUAUUGCGGUUAUGAUAUUCAUCUCAUCUCUUCCCCUAAUAAAGCGGAGUGGCCUCAUCCUACUCCAAAGCGCUCCGGAAGGUGUUGAGCAUGAGGAUGUGAAGCAUGACUUAGAACAGAUACCAGGCAUUCGCGCCAUCCACGAGCUUCACAUUUGGCGUUUGAAUCAGAAGAAAUCUCUUGCCUCUGCACAUCUUGUUUUGGAGGAUGAUGCUGAGUUCGAUUUCAAUAUGCUGGCCAUAACCGUCAACGAGUGCUUCCAUGCAUAUGGAAUUCAUUCUGUGACGCUUCAGCCAGAAGUAUCACCGCGAGAGAAGACAUGCGCCCAAGCCUCCGCAGAAGACAGAAUGGUGAAGGUGUCUAGUCAUGGAUUGGAAGAUGGCGCUAAGGGCCAAAAUCACAAGGCAGUCCUCAAUACUAAGUCUGGCUUUGGAAUGGUGGGUUGA
Aspergillus tanneri is the source of this 1083-nucleotide messenger RNA. RefSeq names its product cation diffusion facilitator family transporter. Bases 1 to 1083 code for a protein of 360 amino acids. Gene Ontology annotation, cellular component: membrane. The record is from RefSeq and is a predicted model, not a curated record. The transcript has 10 exons. Gene Ontology annotation, biological process: intracellular zinc ion homeostasis; zinc ion transmembrane transport. NCBI's taxonomy places the organism in Eukaryota, Fungi, Ascomycota, Eurotiomycetes, Eurotiales, Aspergillaceae. Gene Ontology annotation, molecular function: zinc ion transmembrane transporter activity.